AUGGUCGCACGACUGAAUCUAAAAAAGCAGGAUUGGGUGAGCGCCGCAUUCGGCUGGACUCGAGACAGCGUUGUCUUGGCGGCGCUCGUCCCAUCUAUCAAGAUUGGGACACGUUUGCAAGGUUGUGCCACGGCUGGGUCUGACCGAGAUUUCAUCGAGAUCCGAGUUUGCAAUGGAAUUUCUUCAUCCUCCUCAGUUUCUACGCUGGAACGCCGUGUUCUUGCCGAGCUGUUGACGGUUCGCAUGUCAACAUUGCUGACGACCGAUGGUACUCCAAAUGAUUGA
Messenger RNA from Pseudozyma hubeiensis SY62, 285 nucleotides. RefSeq lists its product as hypothetical. The transcript is spliced from 2 exons. NCBI's taxonomy places the organism in Eukaryota, Fungi, Basidiomycota, Ustilaginomycetes, Ustilaginales, Ustilaginaceae. Bases 1 to 285 code for a protein of 94 amino acids. The record is from RefSeq and is a predicted model, not a curated record.